This is a messenger RNA of Callorhinchus milii (elephant shark), 2431 nucleotides long. RefSeq names its product ADP-ribosylation factor 2. The transcript is spliced from 5 exons. Gene Ontology annotation, biological process: vesicle-mediated transport; intracellular protein transport. Bases 171 to 716 code for a protein of 181 amino acids. Lineage: Eukaryota; Metazoa; Chordata; Chondrichthyes; Chimaeriformes; Callorhinchidae. Gene Ontology annotation, molecular function: GTP binding; GTPase activity. Gene Ontology annotation, cellular component: plasma membrane; cytoplasm. The record is from RefSeq and is a predicted model, not a curated record.
GUGGGAGGUAUUGCGAUUGCUGUGACCCCCUCUGGGGCCGGAGGAGGAGGAGGAGGAGGAAGCGGCCGCCAUUUUAACCCGCGAACGACGGCGGCGGCGGCGGACAGCGACGACGACGGCGGCGGCGGCAGAAGCAGCAGAACAGGCGAGACCAGCGAGAAACUGGUGCCAUGGGGAACAUAAUCGACCGUCUCCUCAAGGGAAUGUUUGGGAAGAAGGAGAUGAGGAUUCUCAUGGUGGGAUUGGAUGCAGCUGGAAAGACCACCAUCCUCUACAAACUCAAACUGGGAGAAAUUGUCACUACCAUCCCCACCAUUGGUUUUAAUGUGGAGACUGUAGAGUACAAGCAAGUCAGCUUCACAGUGUGGGACGUCGGUGGGCAAGAUAAAAUCAGGCCCCUCUGGCGCCACUAUUUCCAGAACACACAAGGCUUAAUCUUUGUAGUGGACAGCAAUGAUCGGGAGCGUGUGAACGAGGCGAAAGAAGAGCUGAACCGUAUGUUGGCGGAAGAUGAGUUGAGGGAUGCUUCCUUGCUGGUGUUUGCAAACAAGCAGGACCUGCCCAACGCCAUGACCGCUGCUGAGAUCACAGACAAACUGAGCUUGCACUCUCUGCGCCAGAGAAAGUGGUACAUCCAGGCCACGUGCGCGACCAGCGGCGACGGGCUAUACGAGGGGCUGGAUUGGCUGUCCAAUCAUCUUUGUACAUCCAAAUGAUCGAUCCCGUUUCCCCGAAUGCCUCCGCCUGACCAGCGAGCUGCUGCUGCUGCUGCUGCAUGUGUGUGUGUGUGUUUGGUGUAGAGUGGGAGCAGCUUCACCACGUGCCUUGUCUAGUUAAACACAGAGGGAUUGAAGGACACUACGUACUGAACGAGUAUUAGGAUAAAACUGUGAAACUUAUUUUAAUACAAAUAAAAAAAACAAAUCCGUGCGGAGAGGGGGAGUGGGGGGGAGGGUUUGGGGGUGGUGGGGAGAGGAUCAUUCAUUUGCUUCAGAGCGAUUACCAGCAACUCCUGCAGAAUUAUCGUGUUACCUGCAUUACCUCGGCUGCCCCCCACCCACCCCCCGUAAUAAGGAAGUGAAUGCGAGCAUAAUCCUCUCCCCCUUUUCUAAUUUAACAAGGUGCUUGUGAGAUGUGCAGCUCAGCCAGCAGCUUUUCACUGCAGGAGAAUCUCAUUAGCUGUCUCUCAAACUGAGCUGGGACCUGACAAGUCCUUGUGGGGUGGUGGGAGAGGUGAGGUUGGGAGUCAAGGUGGGUGGGUGUGUGUGUGUGUGGGAUGGCUUUUUGCUGUCCUUGCGUUGUAACGCACACUGGAUCGGAAUUGAUGCAGCGAUCUGCAGUGAAAAAAUUCUCUUGUUGUUGAGUGCAAGUCCCAGUUCAUCCUGUCCCCCAACUCCGCACGGCUGGUAUAAGCUUCGUUCAGAACCCGUUCGAUCCCGUCAAAUAUUUAGAGGUCACUUGAGGCAGCUGCUCCCAUUCCUCUGUUUCGUAAAGAUUUCGAGCGACACUUGUAUGUAUUUACUACUGGGGUGGGGGGAGGGUGUGGGGGGGAGAACAUCAAUCAGAAUGUCUAACUAAUCCUCUUUCUUUGUUUCCAACACCAUGAACUCAGCCAAAAAAUAGUGCUCAGUCUCUCAGUCGCUGCAAACUCUCCAGACAAAAGUAGCUUCAAAAGCACGUGGAUCUUUAAAGCACAUAGACCUGUAUGUGGCAUUAAACUGGGGAGAUGGACAGAACAGAGAGAGCUUACCUGUCUCCCACACCUCCUCAGUAGUCUAACUGGAGGUUGUAACCAAAAGAGAUGAUUGUGUGAAGCUGUGGACAGGUUGAUGUUUUAUUUAGAGGUUUAUUUAUGCUGCACAGGCCUAGUCAGCAGGUAAUUUCCAAUAGAUGUGCUCAUUGCUGAGUUAGUGACCCCCAGGAGACCAUAACUGACUCCACUUAUUUGACUUGGCUUUGAGCUGCAAUGUUGAUGUGGGGUUUGGGGGGGAAAUCAAAGCUCCCAUUGGGGGUAUCCAAUCCUUUCGCAAUGAGCGAGGGCAGCCAGCGUUGUUAAACCGAUGUAAUGUAAGAAUAUAUUUUAGUGGGGGCAGCAUUACAUGUGGAGCUGUAAUAACCGUAUGAAGCGUUGAGUUUUCUCUGUACAAAUGAAGGCUGAUGACAAAUGGUGCAAAUGUCUUAUCUGAACUAAGAUGAAGUUUGGUUUGUGUUUCGUUUUUUUUAAAACCAUAUUUGACAACCUGUCUUGAGAGAGAUGCACUAUUAUCUAAGAGAUCUCUAUUAGAAUAAACUUGUCAUUACAUACGCUGCAUUGGGGUGCCUGUAUAGGACUGAAUCUGUGUUGGCUUGUGAGUGUGAGUGUGUGUGGUGGAGGGAUGGGGAGAGACUUGUUUGGAAAUAUUCUGGCAAUAAAGGUUCAAACUCCGCCUUA